AAACAAAAACGCCAAACCCUCAAUGUCACGUGACCCUGCCUGACUCCUCCCACUCAUCAGCUCCGGGUCCUUCAAGCCUCCCUCGGUCUUGGCUGCUGCCAGUGGACGUCUCUCCUGCGAACUGACCAGCAGACCUCAGCAUCAGUACAGAAUGCCACUCGGCGGAGGCAACAAGUGCGGCUGCUGCCAGAAAACGGUCUACUUUGCAGAGGAAGUGCAGUGUGAAGGGCAGAGCUGGCACAAGUCCUGCUUUCGCUGCAUGGUGUGCAAGAAGAACCUGGACAGCACCACAGUGGCCGUGCACGUGGACCAAAUCUACUGCAAGUCCUGCUACGGCAAGAAGUACGGGCCCAAAGGCUACGGCUACGGAGGUGGAGCAGGAACCCUCAACAUGGACACGGGAGAGAGACUGGGUAUCCAGCAUGAAGCAGAAUCUCCACACCGUCCUACCAAUAACCCCAACACCUCCAAGUUCGCCAUGAAAGCCAGCAGCUCUGACGCGUGCCCACGAUGCGAAAAAAACGUGUAUGCGGCUGAGAAGGUCAUUGGCGCCGGCAAAUCAUGGCACAAAGGUUGCUUCCGUUGUGCCAACUGCGGAAAAGGACUGGAGUCUACCACGCUGGCUGACAGGGAUGGUGACAUCUACUGUAAAGGUUGCUAUGCCAAGAACUUUGGUCCCAAAGGGUUUGGUUUUGGUCAAGGUGCUGGAGCCCUGGCUCACUCCCAGUAAAGCCAGGACCCACUCCACGUCUCCGGGUUGUUGGACUGAGCUUCUUCUCCUCCACGUGCGAAACGUCCUACUUGUGUGUAUCCAUGUUCACUUCCAUUGCACCUUCUCUCAGACCACUUUCCUCGGCACUAGACGAUAAAAAGUAUUAACAUUACACUGAUUCUACUCUUGGUAUCAUUAGUGUCGAUUGAUACUGUUUAGACUCAAAAGCUUAGUGGUUAGCGAUGCUUCUUGGUAUCCUACUGUGGUGUGUAGUGUAGCAUGUUUAACUACUCUCUGUCCUGAUAAUGUUACGUACAAAAAGUGUUAAUUUCCCCCAUGGAGACGAGGAUUAGUUACUUAGAAGCUGCACUGUUGAAAUGUAUUCAUGAGCUCGCUCGCAAGAUGCUACUUUGCUAUUUGCAGGACUAGAAUGUGUCGUCAACUUGCAUGAUAAGCAAUAUUACAUGAUAUUAUAUUUUAUUACACAACCCUUCUGUAAAGUUCAAAUGUAGUUCUAGAAAUAUUCCUUAAAAACUCAAUUGAUUUUUUAAUCACAUCGGAAGAGAACGUCAGCGUGUUUGUAAGGUUUAGUCCGGACCACCGCUUCACUGAUCCCGACAUUCCUGCCUCGUCGUCUUCAUCUGGAAGCUGCUCUGCUUUAGUGCGUCACAUGUCAGAUGACAUCUUGGUGACACUAAAUAAAUAUCCUGUGUCAGCACUCUUUCAUUCCAA
Nerophis ophidion (straightnose pipefish) is the source of this 1444-nucleotide messenger RNA. Its product is annotated as cysteine and glycine-rich protein 1-like. Bases 152 to 730 code for a protein of 192 amino acids. Gene Ontology annotation, biological process: sarcomere organization; muscle tissue development. The record is from RefSeq and is a predicted model, not a curated record. The transcript is spliced from 6 exons. Gene Ontology annotation, molecular function: actinin binding; structural constituent of muscle. Gene Ontology annotation, cellular component: nucleus; cytoplasm; Z disc. Lineage: Eukaryota; Metazoa; Chordata; Actinopteri; Syngnathiformes; Syngnathidae.